AUGGCGGACAACAAUGCUGGUGGUUCACCUAUCAGGUUCAGGCGGAGGGCGCCGGCACGCAGGACGUGCAAAGGCUUCUCGCGCCUCUCGCUGUCGGGGCCCGACGCCGACACCUCGGCGCUCCGUCAGCGCAUGGAGGCGCAAAUGGGCCUGAUGGAGGAUGCCUUGCGCCAGCUCAAGGAGGACGUCGGCACGAUGGGGCUCCUGGCCGACAGGCCAGACGCCACAGGGCGGGGCGACGAACCGUCCCAGGGCGAUGGCGUCGCCAGAGAGGCCCGCGCCGCCGAGCCCGGUGAUGAUUCCGAGUGUGCUGUAGCGUCGGAUGCCGACUCGUCGGAGGUGUGGGACGCCUGCGAGUGGCCGCAGACCGUGGCGAUGCGGCCGUGCUUCGAGGAGGCGCUGGCAGAAUUGGACAUCGGGAAUUCGCGUGCGACGACGACCAAGGAUUUCCUUCAGAGGGCGAGGUUCAGGAUCAAGACAAGAGAGAACGACUUGGUCACCAAACAACACUUUACAAGCAGAUUCAUUUUGUACCCGCACUGCCGCAGGGUUCUCAUAUUCAAAGCGUUCAGCAUCGUGGUUCUCGUUUUCGACUUGUGCAUGGUGCCGUACAUGAUCGCUUGGGACAGUCCAUACGAGGGGUGGACGUUUGCGCACAUGUUGUUUUCUGCCCUGUUCUGGUUUCUGGACAUGAUUUCGAACUUUAUGAUCGGGUACGUCAGGGACUACCAGGUGCAGAUGAGGCCGAUGGAUAUCGUCGUGCACUACGUGCGCACCCGGUUUCUCCUCGACUUGCUGUUCGUGUGCAGCGAUGUUGUCAGUCUGGUCGUCCUCGGCGGCGCUGGCGCUGCAGACGCGUACUGGCUAUUCAGCGCCCUGCGCGCACUCAAAGCUGGGCGGCUGAUGCAGAUCCGGAAUUUGCUCAACGCAUGCUCCCAGAUUAUCACCGAUGAGAAGUACCACACCUGA
Prorocentrum cordatum is the source of this 969-nucleotide messenger RNA. NCBI's taxonomy places the organism in Eukaryota, Dinophyceae, Prorocentrales, Prorocentraceae. The record is from the annotation of a GenBank genome assembly.